AUGAUGAUGGGCGACCACAUCGCCGAGCAGAUGAACUUGGAGGCAUCUGCGGGCGAGAGGGGCUCGCCUGUGUCUGGGUCGACUAGGGUUCUGAGCACCACGAUCAGGAACGGAAGCAGAAGAGACGUGGUGAAGAGCGGGAUGGCCUCUGUGGCCCACAACAACGAAGCGCACACAAGAACGGCCAGACAGUUUUUCUGUUGCGGGUUGUCUAACGGCGAGAAGUUGAGCAGCGUCACGGUCACCAUGGCGAUGAAGAGGAUCUUGAACGCGUUGCCCGACAAGACGGGAGCAGGGAUGGUGAUUUUGCGGCCGGCACCGAGAUGGAUAUCGAACUUCUCGAUCGGGGCCGCGCCCACGUCCGCGACGACGGACUUUUGCACGCGCGCAGCCUGCGACUUGCGCUCCAUUCCAAUCAUGUUUCUCCAAACGGUGUUUCUCUCCCAAACAAUGUACUCUCUGAGAUUCGAGCGGAGCUCCUCCUUGGCAGACUCCUCGUUGCCUGCAGUGAACACGGAGUAG
This is a messenger RNA of Ogataea philodendri, 522 nucleotides long. RefSeq lists its product as uncharacterized. The record is from RefSeq and is a predicted model, not a curated record. Lineage: Eukaryota; Fungi; Ascomycota; Pichiomycetes; Pichiales; Pichiaceae. The coding region runs from base 1 to 522 and encodes 173 amino acids. The transcript has a single exon.